Molecule: messenger RNA, 2288 nt
Organism: Seriola dumerili (greater amberjack)
Lineage: Eukaryota; Metazoa; Chordata; Actinopteri; Carangiformes; Carangidae
Gene: srpk3
Product: SRSF protein kinase 3
Exons: 15
Biological process (GO): spliceosomal complex assembly; regulation of mRNA processing; protein phosphorylation
Molecular function (GO): protein kinase activity; ATP binding
Source: RefSeq, a predicted model, not a curated record
UGCUGCUGACGUCAGUGACCUUCACCUCCAGUGCCUCCUCCCACCUCUACUCCCCACUCUGCUCCUCAUCUGCCUCCUUCCUCCGCUCCCUCGACUCUCUGGGUCCUCCCAUUGGUCUGCCUCCUAUGAUGUCAUCAGCUACCCAUCAACUGACCACACCCUCUCCGGUUCUGAGUCCGCCCCCUCCUGAGUUAACCCCGCCCCCUGCUCAGCUGCUGGGCUCAGAUGAUGAAGAGCAGGAAGACCCGUCAGACUACUGUAAAGGUGGUUACUACCCGGUGAAGAUUGGUGACCUGUUUAAUGGGAGAUACCACGUGGUCAGAAAACUGGGCUGGGGACAUUUUUCUACUGUUUGGCUCUGGUGGGAUCUGCAGAAGAAGCGUUUUGUGGCAUUGAAGGUGGUAAAAAGUGCUCCACAUUACACUGAGACGGCUCUGGAUGAGAUCAAAUUGCUCAGAUGUGUGAGGGACAGUGACCCCUCUGACCCCCACAGAGAAACCAUCGUCCAGCUGAUCGAUGACUUCAAGAUCUCUGGAGUCAAUGGAGUCCAUGUCUGUCUGUCUACCUGUCUGUCUACCUGUCCACCUGUCUAGUGGAUCAUCAAGUCGAACUACAUGGGACUUCCUCUGCUGUGUGUGAAGACCAUCAUCAAACAGGUGCUUCAGGGUCUGGAUUACCUUCACACCAAGUGUAAGAUCAUCCACACCGACAUCAAACCAGAGAACAUCUUACUGGAUGUAGACGAGGUCUACAUUAGGAGGUUGGCAGCUGAGGCCACCGUCUGGCAGAGAGCUGGAGCCCCACCCCCCUCAGGAUCAUCAGUUAGCACGGCUCCCAGGGAUCUACAGGUUGGUAAACUGUCUAAGAAUAAGAAGAAGAAAUUGAAGAGGAAAGCGAAGCGUCAGCAGAGACUGUUGGAAGAGAGACUGAUAGAUAUACAGAUGGAGGAGGAAGAAGGAGUGUAUCAACCUGAGGACACAGACACACACUGUUCUCUCGUUAUCAACGGCAACACCAUCUGUUCCACAGCCAACAGUAAAGCCAGUCCAGAGUCCACCUGCUCCUGGCUGGAGGACAGGUGUAAUGGCCACGCCCCUGGUCGUUUCUCCAGCCCUGCGUCUGGCCUAUCAGGUUUCUCCAGUUCUGUGAUGUCAGCGACGUCUGAAUCAGCACUUUCUACUCAGUCAGGAUACUCGAGUGGGCGAGACGUGUUCAGUGCGUCAGACUUCGUCCUCAGUCCUCUGGAUCCUCAAAAUGCGGACAAACUGAAAGUGAAGAUCGCUGAUCUGGGAAAUGCAUGCUGGGUGCACAAACACUUCACUGAAGACAUUCAGACCAGACAGUAUAGAGCUCUGGAGGUUCUGAUUGGAGCAGAGUACGGACCACCUGCUGACAUCUGGAGCACCGCCUGCAUGGCGUUUGAGUUGGCAACAGGAGAUUAUCUGUUUGAACCUCAUUCAGGAGAAGACUACACCAGAGACGAAGAUCACAUCGCUCACAUCAUGGAGCUUCUCGGACCCAUCCCUCUGCCCUUUGCUCUGUCUGGCAGGUACUCUAGAGAGUACUUCAACAGGAGAGGUGAGCUGCGGCACAUCUCCAGCCUGAAGCCUUGGGGACUGUUUGAAGUCCUGCUGGAGAAGUACGAGUGGCCUCUGGACCAGGCGGCUCAGUUCAGUGACUUCCUGUUGACCAUGUUGGAGCUGCAGCCUGAACGCAGAGCGACGGCAGCUCAGUGUCUACAGCACGCAUGGCUGCACACAUGAACACACAAACACACACACACACACACACAGACACAGUGGUUGAGGAGUUUUAGUGUCUCUAUCUCGGUGGUGAUUUAAUUUGAUGUAGGAAAUUAUCAUCUCGACUGUCUGAAUGCUCUGUGGACUGAUUCCUAAAUUGGUUGAUUGAUUGGUUAGUUGGUUAAUUUGUUGGCUGGCUGUGCAGGUCAACAGAUUUAAUUGAGGCUGCAUCCAAAUGUCUGUGAUGAUCCAGUUCUUAGACUCUGAACAGGUCUGAGCAGGUCGGAUUAGGUCUUAGAUCUGCUGCACAGAGAAAUAAAGAGGAUGAAGGUGGACUUCAUCAUCCUCACAGCAGUGUCGUAGCUUCUUCAGUUUUAAAUGUGGUAAAUAAACAGAUCAGAGACUUCAGGUUUAAUAAAGAACAGUUGGUGUUUUAUCUGUGAUAAGUUUGUAAAUGUUAAACAUUAGAAUAGUAUAAAGAUACAGGAGGUCAAACUGUCUAGUCCUCUUUGCUGUGCUGCAGAACAAGUCUCAUGAUCCUGAUCC